Molecule: messenger RNA, 1646 nt
Organism: Cucumis melo (muskmelon)
Lineage: Eukaryota; Viridiplantae; Streptophyta; Magnoliopsida; Cucurbitales; Cucurbitaceae
Product: acyl-acyl carrier protein thioesterase TE3, chloroplastic-like
Exons: 6
Coding region: 131-748 (205 amino acids)
Cellular component (GO): chloroplast
Molecular function (GO): fatty acyl-[ACP] hydrolase activity
Source: RefSeq, a predicted model, not a curated record
UGGUCAGAGGUGGGAUUCGAACCCACGCCCUGUCACGAGGACUUACAACUUCAUUCUGGCGCCUUGGUUAGCCCCACUCCGAUUGCCAUUUCUCAACAAAUCCGCCGACGACAGCACAAGAAUCCGCGCGAUGUUGCAGGCUUCCAUUACUCCGAUUCAAUCGCCGCCUCCGAUUUUCCAUGAAAAAACUAAUGGAUUCCCAACCCCUCCAUCAGUUGUCUUCCCCAGCGCCCGGCGGUCGACAUCUUUACGCCUACAAUCACUCCCAGUAACCAGAAGCUCUAUCUCUUCUUCUUCUUUUGAUCUCAAAGCCGGCAAAGGGAUGGAUACUUUCCUAGAUAUUGAACUCAAAGUUCGUGAUUAUGAGCUGGAUCAAUUUGGAGUUGUGAACAAUGCUGUUUAUGCAAGUUAUUGCCAACAUGGUCGUCAUGAACUGCUGGAAAGUAUAGGCCUCAGUCCUGAUGCAGUUGCUCGUGAUGGAGAUGCAUUAGCUUUAUCAGAAUUGUCUUUGAAGUUCCUCGCACCACUUAGAAGUGGUGACAAAUUUGUUGUUAAAGUGAGGAUCUCAGGCAUAUCAGUUGCUCGCUUCUACAUUGAUCAUUUCAUUUUCAAGCUUCCAAAUAUGGAGCCAAUCUUGGAGGCGAAGGGUACAGCAGUUUGGCUUAACAAAAAUUAUCGCCCAGUGCGUAUUCCACAAGAGUUUCUAUCCAAAUUUGGUCAAUUUGUUCAGGAUCACGAGUGCAAGUGAGUCAAGGUUACAAGAUGGAUGGGUUCCAAGAUUUUGAACUCAAAGUUCGUGAUUACGAGCUGGAUCAAUUCGGUGUAGUCAACAAUGCCGUUUAUGCAGAUUAUUGCUACCAUGGUCUAAACUCUGAACUCUAAACUCGAAAACAGAAACUUUAUGUUUAAUGAAUUAAAUUGGUAAGGUAAGUUUUGUAAUUGAUAAUGAAACAGGUCGUCACGAAUUGCUAGAAAGGAUAGGAGUGAGUCGAGAUGCAAUUACUGAGAGAGGGGAAUCGUUAGCACUAUCAGAUUUGUCGAUGAAAUUCCUUUCACCACUUAGAGUAUGGAUUAAGUUACUUAACCAUAAGAUAACCCAUUAAUUAUUAUAAAGUUUGGUUUAAUCAAACUACAAAAGUUGAUAGAAUUGUGAUUAAAUAUAGAGUGGAGACAGAUUUGUUCUUAAAGUGAGGGUGGUGGGAGUCUCAAAGGUACGGAUCUAUGUUCAUCACUUGAUUUUCAAGCUUCCAAAUAUGGAGGUUAGUAGUAGUGAGUAAUGAAAUGAAAUGAGAUUAAACAUAAUUAGAUGGUUAAUUGGUUAUUAAUGACUGUUUGUGUGUGAUUGGAUUGGAUUGCAAAUAGGCAAUCUUAGAUGCAAAGGCUACGGCAGUAUGGGUUAAUAAAAGCAAUCGUCCAGUGCGACUCCCAGAAGAGCUUUUGUCAAAAUUUGCUGAUUAUGUUGGGGAACAACGACAACAACAUCACUUCAAAACAGAACAACAUUAGUACUAUUGUCGUGUAAUUUCAUACCUGUGUGUUAUGUAAUGGUAAUUAAAGAUAGAGUUCAAGGUCAAAUCUUUAAUCCGAUUGAGGCUCAUUAGAUUGAAAUAUCAAUAAAAUUUCAUUACAACUUUUACCGAGUUGAA